CCCCUUGAUCCUUUUGCCUUUUCUCCUCCGGCUGCUUGACUUCCAUCUUGCCUGGGGACCUUUCGUCAUGAUGCCACGGCGGGGGCGAGCGAGACGGGCCCAGCCAGCAGCUUUCAACCCCCGGAGAAGUGUCGCCCUUCACCGCCAAGAACCUCAUUUUCAGAGGUUGGAUGAUGACAUAGCUGAGCCAACGGCGGCUUCGCUGUCCGCUUCCUCAGAGCCCGUGAUGAAAGAGGAGGAGCCCUGCCUGUCAACGGCUCAUGAUCUCUUUUCCUACCUGAAGGACAAGGAGGAAGAGGAGGAGGAGGAAGACCCAGCAGAGCUGAGAGCUUACUCCCCAGUUCCUACAACAUCUGGCCAGGCGGCUGUGAAACAGACCAGCCAUUCCGAGGUCCGUGAGAUGCUGCCCUACUUCAAGGAAGAGGAGGAAGAAGAAGACGAGGGAGUUGCCGAGAUCAUCUCUUUCUCCCCUCCGAGGGCUCUUCCGCCCCCAGCCGCCCGUCGUGCUCCUCCUGCCUAUGCAGCCUCUGGCACCAUGGGCAGAACGGUUCACUCGGGAGGCGUGGAGAUGAUGCAUUUCUUUGCACCCCUGACCCACUUCCCGGUUUCUUCUUCCCACUCCAAGAGGGGACGUGAUCGGGAAGCACUCCCAGAUGCGGUCCCCCCACCGGUCCCCAAAAAGACCACCUCUGCGGUCUGGGACUAUUUCACUCUGGACCCCCGGGAGCCCUGCGUGGCCGUCUGCAGCAUGUGUCAGAAGCGGGUGAGGAGAGGGAAGGACGGCGGCACCCGCCCGGGCACCACGGCCCUUCACAAGCACUUGAAAGUCCACCACGGUCUCCACCUGCCAGGUGUCGCAGUGGUCCCUCCUUCGCCUUUGAUGCCCACGAAGGAGAGACCACACGGUACGGCUGGGACGGUCCCGGAGCCGUCCGCCCCGGCUUUUCAGCUGAACCGCCAGGACCGGAACCAGCCUUACUACCCUCCCACCCAUCCGAUGGCUCUCCAGUUGGCUUCCGAUACGGCGUGGAUGCUGGCCGUGGACAUGCAGCCCCUCUCGUACGUGGACAACGAAGGGUUCCGGCGGCUGAUGGCCACGGCCCAGCCCCGCUGGAAGGUCCCGAGCCGCACCUUCUUUGCCACCAAGGCGGUGCCCGAGUUGUCCAAGCUGGUGUCCAGAGCCGUGCGCCAAGUGGUGGCCUGCAGCUUGGGCCGCGUCGUCCACAUCGCCAUUGACACCUGGGCCGGCCGGAGGGCCGCCACUUACCUGUCCGUGACAGGGCACUGGGUCGCCGAAUUCUCAGGGGCCCUCUGUCGCAAGCACGCCACCCUCUCGGUGUGUGCCUUCGAGGGAGCCUGCACUCCGGAGGACAUCUCCCACAAGCUGAGGGAAGUCCUGCAAGACUGGCUGUACGAUCUGAAGACCGGAGGGGUGGUCUCGCACGGCGGUGGCCACGCCGCUCAGGCUGUGCGGGAGCUGCGCCUCAAGCACGCCCCUUGCCUGGCCCACGGGCUGAAGCGGGUGGCCAAGGCCUUCCUCGCCACCGACACUCACGUCCGCCGCCUCCUGAAAACCGCCCGCCGGAUCUGCAGCCGUUACAACCGUUCGGUGGCCGUCCGCCGUCGCCUUCUGGAAGUGCAGGCCAGCCUGGGCCUCCAUCCGUCCGCCAGGCCAGAGGCCCGCACGCGGUCGAACUCCACGUUAAAUAUGCUGGAGCGGCUCCACCGGCAGCGUCAAGCCGUGGGCGUGAUGCUGGACGACGACGAGGUCGGCACCCAGAUGCGCUUAACGCCGGCAGACUGGAAAGUGGUGAAGUGCCUGACGGAGAUCCUCAAGCCCUUCGAAGAUGCCACCAUGCUGGUGACCCGGCCGGAUGCCACUCUCUGCCAAGCUCUUCCCAUCCUGUGGUUUUUAGAAGAACAGAUUAGGGCCCUGCGGACGAGGUAUUACCAGGAGAACAAUAACACAGCGGCUCACCUGACAACGCAGGCCCUGGAUGGCCUUGAGGCUGACGCCCAGCUGAGGGAGAUGAAGAACAGCAUGAUGUAUCGGGUUGCGGCUUUUCUGGAUCCCCGCUUCAGAGACAUCACCACCAUGAAGCUGGGAGGGGCGGACAUGAGCGACACGGCCAUGCUGAAGGAGCACCUCCUGGACUUAGCCAGGAGAUCCUACAUUCCUCCCGGACCGGAGGGCGAGUUUUCACAGGCCAGCCCCUCGGCUCCGCAACCGCCCAGCGGUUCCACCAACCCCACCGGCUCGGCGGCGUGGCAGUUCACCAUGAAACGCUGGAGGGCCAUUACCAAAAGCGAUCCCGCCACCGUUCUGGCGACCGAAGGGGGAGCCGCGGCCGCCGCCGCCCGGGAAUUGGAGGAAUACCUUCACGACAAUGUAGACCAUAUCGGGGAGAACGCCGACCCCAUGUCGUAUUGGCAAGGGAAGAUGGGGGUUUGGCCGGCCCUCUUCAAGGUCGCCGCGUUCCAUUUCGGGUGCCCGCCCACCUCGGCGUCCUCCGAGGACCUCUCCAUCGUGGCUAGUUCGUUGGCAGUGGGAGAUCCAUCGAAGAACCUCUCCCCGGCCAACGUAAAAAUGUUUGCAUUCAUACGGAAGAAUCGCCACCUCAUCCCUCAAGACUGGAGGCUCUCCCUUGGGGACCUGUCCUCAUCCCAGAGUGCGAUGGGACCAAGGGAGGACUUGGACACCGAAGAGGAGGAGGAUCUCCUGAGAGCUGAUGAGGAAGCAGAAGAUGAGCGGGAGCCGUAACUUCCCCUGGAUGAAAGACAGCUGACUUGAACGUAGGAGCUGAAUCCAGUGGACAAUUUCAGCUAGAGUUAACCCAUGGCAUCUGUGGGCUUUACAUAAGUGUGGGCUCCCCUUCUGCAAUUGAUUCCAUUGGUCUUCUCUAGCUAUAAACAGUAAAUUGGAUUUGGACUGCAUCUUUUUCAUGUAUGUGGGGCUCCUAUUUUGUCUAGCAGUUGUGGGGGCUGAAAUUAUCUCCCGCACCUUAUCAUAUUCUCAGAUCGAGAAAGUGGAAAGGCACUUUAUGGAUUUUUUACUGUUGGGGAGGAGAGAAUACAGUAGGACUCCGUAUCCGCAGGAUCGGUAUCCACGGUUUCACUUAUCUGAAAAUAUUUAAAAAGAGAAAUAUGUAUGCCCAUGAUGGAACUACUAGAAUUGGCCACUAGAUGGAACCAGAGAUCAUGUUAUUUAUAGGGUUCACUAUUAUCCACAGUUUUCAGCAUCUGUGGGGGGAGGGGGUCAGAACCAAUGCCCCAUGGAUACAGGAAUCCUAUACAUUUGUCACCAUAGCUGUGACUUUUCUCUCUUGUACUCUCCGCUUAAAAAGAUGUUUUUGCCAACAAAUUAAUGCUGCUUCUUCAAGCCCUGUGCCAUGUCAUUGUGUAGUACCUGUGCUAAAGGAAGUUAUAUCACAAGAUAACAUCCUUUCCACGUGCAUUUUAGGAAGCAAAGCAUGGUUCCUCCAGAACGUCAGCAAUAGCCAUCUUUGUUUCUUCUCUUCUAACAAGGCACUUAGAGGGAUAUUAUUUUGUGACGUAGUGCCUUUCAGCAGAGGGGGGAAUUAUCCUGGUUUGGAGAAGAAAUACACUAACUAAUUUCCCAUGGUCUAAGAACUAUAGCAUAGUGGUCACGGAGAAGCCUUAGCUGUCAGUUAUGGCUCUCAUCUCUCCAAUAUUUAUAGGAACUGUCACAACCCACUGUUUCAUCAUUGGGGUGUUCUUUCUCCCCACCAUCAUCGAUGCUGCCCCCAAAAAGUUCUUUUAGAUCUUCAAGCACAGCACUUUUGAUUAUGUGUAUUCAAAUUGAGGAAACAGUUGCUAUUUACAAUAAUGUUGGGCUGUCAGGCUCAGCUGAAAGGAUAUAUUCCUUUAGGGUGUUGUAAGGUGGACGUUUCUCCACCUUGGUUCCUUCAGAUAUUUGAGGACUUCCAAUUUCCACAUGCCCCAGCCUGCAUGGCCAGGGUUCAGAGACUCUGAGAGAUUGAAGCUCAAAAUAUCUGGAAGGUUAGAAGUUGAGAAACCCCUCCCUUGUAACUUAAUUAUAGUCCUAAUUGGCCAAGGUGGCCAUGAGCUACCAGAGAUCAUACUCGCCGACCGGAAGCUGUGCAGAAUCCAAUUACAUCUCAGAUUAGAGAUGUUGGAAAUGAUUAAUGGUUAUCUGUGUCCUGGCUUAAUUUUCUGUUGGUGCUCUUAACUGUCUUUCCUGGAUGGAGGUCUGAAUUUGAUGUAAUCCUCUUGCACUCUUGUCAUUUCUCCUUUUCUGUAUUUCGGCUCUUUUGCUUACCAAUCUUAACCACACAUCUUUCUGUCGAUACCACUUUGACAUCAGCCAGCAGAAGAGGCUUAGCCUUAAUCCUACCUACCUCUUGCUGUUAGGCUUGGCCCAUAUCCACUAAGUCUAAAUCAGACUAUCAGACAGGAAUUCGAUUCCAGAGAGCAAUGGAUCUCAUCAACAGGAACCACAAGGAAGCCAAACGUCAAGAUAAUGAAUUCCCAUGAAAAAGUGGAUCUAACAGACAUGCAACAACAUUAUAGAAAUCAAACACUGUAGAUGCAAUUUGAAAUGCCUUUGAAAUACAUAGAAGUUGAAAAUGCUCACGUGUAGCAGAUAGCAAUUGUGUUCCCAAGAUAAAU
Pogona vitticeps (central bearded dragon) is the source of this 4650-nucleotide messenger RNA. NCBI's taxonomy places the organism in Eukaryota, Metazoa, Chordata, Lepidosauria, Squamata, Agamidae. The record is from RefSeq and is a predicted model, not a curated record.